AUGAAGAGCAUAAAAAACGGAAUGUAUAAUUUUAAUACAUCAAAAGAGGACCCAUUUGGAAAAGCACCAGCUGGAUAUGUGGCUGGGAAGGGAAGAGGAGUAACAGGUUUUUCCGGAGGUGUUAGUAGAGAUGAUAUUACAGAAGAUAGAGAUAAAAAUGAUUAUUCCGACUUUAACUAUGAUGAAUUUCAUGGUUAUUCAGAAUCAUUAUUUAAAGAUACUGAAUAUGAUGAAGAAGAUAAAGAAGCUGAUGAUAUUUAUGAAUCUAUUGAUUCUCGUAUAGAUGUGAGAAGAAAAAGUAGAAGAGAAAAUAAAUUAAAAGAAGAAAUUUUAAAAAUGAGAGCACAAAAACCAACUAUACAAGAACAAUUUAGUGAUUUAAAAAAAAAUCUAGCUAAUGUUACAUUAGAAGAAUGGGAAUCAAUACCAAAUGUUUUAAAUUAUUCUCGACAAAAACAAAAAAAAAUGCCAAAAAAUUAUUUACCAGCUCCAGAUAGUCUUAUUAUGAAUAAAUUAAAUGAAUCAAAUUCACAUCUAAAUUAUUCUGCAUCUUCAGAAAAUAAUAAUGGUCUUAAAACGCCUCUAGGAAUCAAAACCCCUCUUGGAAUCAAAACUCCUUUAGGUCUCUAUACACCUAUAGGUUUAGGUUUCCAAACUCCUUUUCUAAGAAAUUCAAAAAAUUCAAUAAAUACAGGUAUUGAUACACCCUUAUUUGGAAAAAAUAAUAAAAGUGGUUCAAUUAACAGUGGAAUAAAUACACCAUUUACUCUCUCUGGGUAUGCAACACCAUUUGCAAUCUCUGGAUAUACAACACCUUUAAAUGCUUCAAAUAUUAGUGGAUAUAAUACACCAAUAGCAAAUGGAGGAAUUAAUAAUGGAAGUAAUGGAAAUAUGUUAUCUUUAAAUGAUUUAGGCGAAGCUAGAGGCACUGUACUUUCUGUAAAAUUAGAUGAACUUAUUGAUAAUGUAGAAGGACAAACUGUUAUUGAUCCUAAAGGGUAUCUAACAAAUUUAAAUGCAAAAAAUUUAACUAAUGAUUCUGAUAUAGCAGAUAUUAACAAAGCAAGAUCAUUGCUAAAAUCUGUUAUAAAUACAAAUAGAAAACAUGGUCCUGGAUGGAUUGCAGCUGCAAGAGUUGAAGAGCUAGCUCAAAGAAAAGAUAAAGCAAAAGAAAUAAUUAUGAAAGGUUGUAUUGAAUGUUCUAAAAAUGAAGAUGUAUGGUUAGAGGCUGUGAGAUUAGAAGAUAAAUUAAGUGAAUCUAAAAUAAUAUUAACAAAAGCAAUAAAAAAUAUUCCUACAUCUGUUAAAUUAUGGUUAGAAGCAUAUAAAAAAGAAAAAAAUGUUCAAGAUAAAAGAAAAGUUUUACGAAAAGCAAUUGAAUGUAUUCCUAAUUCAGUAGUUUUGUGGAAAGAAGCAAUUUCUCUUGAAAAUGAAAAUAAUGCAUAUAUUUUACUAAAACGAGCUGUAGAAUGUAUACCUCAAUGUAUAGAGAUGUGGAUUGCAUUAGCAAGAUUAUGUAAAUAUAGUGAAGCACAAAAAGUUUUAAAUGAAGCUAGAAAACAGAUUCCAACAAGUGCAGAAAUAUGGAUCAAUGCAUCUAAAUUAGAAGAGAAACAAGGUAAUAUUAAUAUGGUUGAUGUUAUUAUAAAGAGAUGUAUAGAAAAUUUAUCUCAAAAAAAUGUAAUACAUGAAAGAGAUAAAUGGAUCAAAUUUGCUGAAGAAUGUGAAAAAUCUGAUUUUUUGCAUACAUGUCAAAGUAUUAUUAAAAAUACUAUGAAUAUUGGUGUUGAAAAUUUAAAUAAAAAAAGAAUUUAUAAACAAGAUGCACAAAAUUGUAUAAAUAAUAAAUCAUUACAUACAGCUAGAUGUAUAUAUAAUGAAGCUUUAAAAAUUUUUAAAACAAAAAAAUCUUUAUGGUUAGAUUUAGCUAAUUUAGAAUUAACACAUGGUAAUCAAACAAAUGUAGAUGAUGUUUUACAACGAGCUGUUAAAAAUUGUCCACAUUCUAGUGUUCUAUGGUUAAUGUAUGCAAAACAAAAAUGGUUAAAUAAUGAAAUAGAUGCAGCUAGAAAAAUAUUAGCAGAAUCAUUUAUGCAUAAUCAAAAUACAGAAGUAAUAUCAUUAGCAGCUGUUAAAUUAGAAAGAGAAAAUAAUGAAUUUGAAAGAGCUAGAAUACUUUUAAAAAAAUCAAGAGUACAAUGUAAUACUCCAAAAAUAUGGAUGCAAUCUGUACAAUUAGAAAGAUUAUUAGGAAAUUAUAAAGAUGCAAAAGAGCUAAUUUAUGAAGGUUUAAAAAUUCAUAAGAAAUUUGAUAAAUUAUAUAUGAUAGCAGGACAAAUCGAAUUGGAAAUGGCUAAUUUAAAAGAAAAAAAUGUUGAAGAUAAUAAAGAAAACCAUCUUAAUAAUGCUUAUGAUAAAGCACAACAAAUAUAUCAACAAGGUUUGAAAUAUUGUCCAGAAUCUAUUAAUUUGUGGUUAUGUGCUAUUGAUUUACAAAUUACUAAAAAAAGCUAUACAUCUGCUAGAGCAUUAGUAGAAAAAGCAAAAAUAAAAAUUAAAAACAUACAUUCAUUAAGUGUAAAUACCAAAGUGUUAAAAAAUAAAGAAAUUAUAGAAAGUAAUGAACAAUAUAUACAUGAUGAAGAAAUAGGAAAUAAUUUAAAUCACACAAAAAAUGAUGAUAACAAUAAUGAUAAUAUAUCAAAUAGUAAAAAUGAAUUAGAAAAUAAAAAUAUUAAUGUAAAUGCAUCUGUAAAAGUUAUUGAAAAUUAUGAUCUACUUUGGUUAAAACUUAUUGAAAUAGAAUUGUUAUGUAAUAACAUAAAUAUAAAUCCUAUAAUUUCAGAAGCUUUAAAAGAAUGUCCAACUUCUGGAAUAUUGUGGUCAAAAGCUAUAGAAUUAGAAAAUAAAAAUUUACAAAAUAGUAAAUCUGUUACAGCUUUUAAUAAUUGUGGAAAUAAUUCUUAUGUUAUUUUAAUUGUCGCUAUUAUAUUUUGGAAUAAUUAUAAAAUAGGUAAAUCAAGAAAAUGGUUUUACAGAGCUAUUACUUUAAACCCUUCUUUUGGUGAUGGGUGGGCUACAUUUUUAGCCUUCGAAAUUGAUCAAGAAAAUGAAAUUAACCAAAAGGAUAUAAUUAACAAAUGCAUAAAGGCGGAACCCAACCGAGGAUAUAUGUGGAACAAAAUUACAAAACGAAUAGAAAACUGGAGACUGAAUUACCCACAAAAAAUGUACAGAUAUAUUAAAGAGCGUUUUCCUCAUGUUUUAAACAAACCAAUUUCUGACACCAUAUGGAAAAUUAUCAAUGACGAAAAUGUUACUUUACCUACUAUAAAAACGGAAGAUAGUUCCAAAACUGCUGAAAAUUCAGAACCGAUUCAAAAGUCAGACGAAAAUACAACAUUAGAUCAACCAAAUGAUGAGGAUGCUACAUUAGAUAAUUCAAAGAAUAAUAAAAGAAAAGAAACAAAUUCGAAAAAUACCGAAACAGCGAAAAAAAAUAAAAAAACAAAAAAUUAA
Messenger RNA from Plasmodium yoelii, 3519 nucleotides. RefSeq names its product pre-mRNA-processing factor 6, putative. The record is from RefSeq and is a predicted model, not a curated record. The transcript is spliced from 2 exons. Gene Ontology annotation, biological process: spliceosomal tri-snRNP complex assembly; mRNA splicing, via spliceosome. Lineage: Eukaryota; Apicomplexa; Aconoidasida; Haemosporida; Plasmodiidae. Gene Ontology annotation, molecular function: protein binding. Gene Ontology annotation, cellular component: U4/U6 x U5 tri-snRNP complex; catalytic step 2 spliceosome. The coding region runs from base 1 to 3519 and encodes 1172 amino acids.